Phlebotomus papatasi is the source of this 2554-nucleotide messenger RNA. RefSeq lists its product as uncharacterized. The transcript is spliced from 3 exons. The record is from RefSeq and is a predicted model, not a curated record. Bases 704 to 2185 code for a protein of 493 amino acids. Lineage: Eukaryota; Metazoa; Arthropoda; Insecta; Diptera; Psychodidae.
AUUCCGGCCAGCUUGCAAUUUCGGCCACAUUUUUUGUUCGUCGAAUUUCCACGAAUUUUCAGUUUUUGCAGACUCUACAGAUUAUACUAUGCAAAAAAUAACAAAAAAUGUCGCAUCGACGAACAAGAUGAGUUGAAAAAGACAUUGGUAGAAUUCCGGAGGGAGAAGGAACUAUAAUAAUGCAGGUGGCCGGAAUAGGCCACCAAUGCUAUUUCUACAUUUUUAUUCAUUUUAAAAUGUACUAAAAAUGAUUUUAGAGAAAAUAAAGAUGAUAAACUGUCUGCAAAGUUCCAGUGAACACUCCUUAAGAAGAAGUAAUAAAAUAAUUCAAUUUCUAUUAAAAAUAUUACAUUUCAAACUUGAGAGUUUGGCGCUUGCAUGCAACUAUGCCGAAAUUUGGCACACUUACCCUAAAGAUUUUCCUCUGUACACUUUAUGAAAUUGUGGAUUAUUCCUUUUUAUAACAACAUUAAUUCCAUUGAAAAUUUAAUGAAAAUAAUACUAGCAAAUUUACAAGAAGCUCUUUCAUAUUCAAUUGUUAUUCGUCUCAUGUGCGGAAACUAAGCACAUAUAUUUUGCAGCUCAAAUACUUUUAUUUAUCCAGCUUUGAAAAUUAUUUACAGAUGUUUAAUUGCAAGCGUAAUUACUUUUUGUGAAUAGAAAACAGAACGAUGAUAGAGUAAGAAUUUCAUCAAAUAAUUUUAUGAUUUUUAUCAAUUCGCAGAAAUCUGCGGAUAAGCUCGCUGGUGAAAAUCCAGUUGAUCAGCAAACAUAUAAUUCAGCAGAAAAAAUAAAUCCCGAAAUUGGGGAAUUAUCUAAGUCCACAGAAAUAAAUAACAAUGAUGAUUGUGGGAGUCAGGGAUUGAGUAAGUGUGGGAAAAACUCCAUAACUGCUCUUCCCUGCAUUAUUCAAGUCCAAGAAGUCAAUAAUUCUAAGGGUGAGGACGACCAUUGUAUUUUGCGAGAAAGAAAAACAGAAGAAGAAUCUCGUGGAAAAUCCCCAGAAAUGGAUGCAACGUACUGUAAUUUUCUGAUAGCCAGAAAAAUGGCCCAAGAAAAUCUAGAACAUCAACCACUGCCAGAUGCUGUGAUGGAUUGCGCUUACAGGAAACUCCAAGCUAGCGGAGAUCUUCAUCCAGGUCUAGCACUAGACGUUAUUCCUCUAGCUACAGGAGUUGGUGUAAAGAGCUACAAAGCUGGACCUACACAAUGCACUAAAAUGCGAGUCUAUCGGCCUAAAACUUGUGGAGUUACUCCACAGCCCUUGGACAAGGCAGCACUUGGCUAUCGACCUCAUUCCUCUGUAACCAUCAAGGAUAAAAUGGGUCCAAUGGAUCUGGCCAUUUGUUGGGAUUAUCGCCCGAGUGAUCCUCGAGAUGAACCUCCACGACCAACGCAUAUUGAUGGUUCAAACGGAUCUGUAGCUCCAGCUGUGUUCACUCUUGUUAAAACUCCUCGCGAUAAUACUCCUCUAGCUACUGGGCGCUCAGGUGGAGUCUUUUCCAGUACAAUGAGAGAAGAAGGUUUCUUCGACAAGGACGUUUUGAAGCAAAAGACGGAAAUGAAGAAUGCUAGUAUUCUGGGACGCACUUGUUGCUGCGGCGAAGGGGGAAAUCGCAGUCGAAGCGCUCUGACCAUGAAUGUUCCUGCUGAUCACUCAAUCAGUCGCCCCAAAAGUGUCUCCCGCUCUGCCGAGCUUCAGUCAUCGAAGCCCCUCAGUCGCACCUACAAGAGCUCACCCAAUCUCGUGGAAUUGGCCGAAAGGGCUCAGAAUGAGUGUGAAUUGGUUUGCAUCAAACACACUCCCAUUUUGGUUGAAACAAAAGCCCGAAGUUCUGCUAAGCCUCAGCGUCCAAUGCGUCUGUGCGAGUACACCAAGCCCACGGCAGCUUCAAAUGCUCGUUUGGUGAGAAAUGAUUCGGACAGUGGAUGUGGACAGAGUAUUUCAUCGAAUGGUUCGGAUAAACAGCGUGUCAGGAAGACUAUCAAAGUACCCAAACCACGAGACCCCUAUGCAAAGAAGAAUUACAAUAUUGAGACCUUGGCUCCUCCAUUCGCUUGUUGGCGAGGUGGAGCCGGUCAGGGAGGUUAUCCGGAAAUCUGGCGCCUGGCCAGUGUUUACCAGCAUGCUUACAAGCCCGUGGAGCAACGCAAGAGAAACCUCCUGGCCACAGUUUAUCAGUAAAAUUUUUUGCCUUUUUUAUUCUCUGCCUCUGACCAGCCUCUCUCUUGGCAGCUUAUGAGUCCACGUGAUAAUUGAGAGCAUAUCUAUCUUUUCCAUGACCAUCAACUGUUGUUGAAUUAAUUGCAUUGGUAAGAUGAUCGUACUUUCUGAGGAAGUAUUCAGUUUUGUGCGUAUCACAGAGAUUCAUCGCCAAUUGCCACCACAGUCUCUCCGUAAAGAUCGUCUGGGAGGUCUUAAGAGGAUUCUUGAGGUGCCUGAAGACACUACAGAGCAACUCCUCAGUGGCAUUUGUAACAUCCUUAGAAUUCACAUAGUUUUUGCACUGUAGAUCUGGAAAUUCAAUUAAAUUGAUCUGCUUGGUACAUUUAA